AAACGACACAUGUACUAGACAAGUAGACAUCUCAAAAGCCAAAAACAUCAUUCACUCGACACCUCUUUCUUCAGCCCAGCAAUUGUGCUUGUCCAGGAAAUGGGUCACUCAUCAGAAGAGGAAACUGAGAUUAAUGAUUUUGGGUUGGAAAAUUACUCUGAGAAAUGUUAUCAGCAGUUACGGGAUGGAAAUUUUGAGGUGAAAAUUUCUGAGGAGGUGUAUAGAUGUCCUUACUGCUGCACAAGAAAAGGAAGCAACAAUAUGGGCUCAAGGAUCUUUUUCAACAUGCUUCUGCUUUUGGGGAGGGAUCCGGAUUUAUGAGGGACGCGAAGGAAAAGGGUCAACACCUUGGCCUUGUAAAAUACUUGCAAAAUCUUGGACGAAGAGAAGUGUCAGAAAGAAUCAGUCCAGGGGUUGUAAACCAUUCACUAAAUAGUGAUAAUAAUGAAUUAUUUGUUUAUCCGUGGGUCGGUAUUGUGGCUAAUAUUCCUGUUACAUUUGAGGAAGGAAAAUAUGUUAUGGCCAAUGGUGAGAAGCUAAAAAGUGAGUUUAUUGCGAAGGGGUUUAACCCCACAAGGGUGACCCCUUUAUGGAACUACAAGAGUCAUAUUUGUUUCGCGGUGGUGGAGUUCAGUGAAGGCUGGCGAGGUUUUCAUUUUGCCAUGACAUUUGAGAAAAGUUUUGAGGCUGCUGGCAAGGGAAAACUUGGGUAUCUUGAGACGAAGCACUGGGGGACUGAAGUAUAUGGAUGGAUUGGACGCGAGGAUGAUUACUAUUCAGAAAAGGCAUUUGGUGACUUUCUAAGAAAAUUCAGUUUUCUGAGAACAAUCAACGAUAUAGAAGCAGAAGAAAAGAGAAAAUCAAAGGAUUUCAUGUCAGAUCUAAGUGAAGUAAUAGCGGAAAAGAAAAUGAGCCUCAGGGCAAUAGAGGUGCAGUACAAUGAAACCUUAAUAUCAAUACAUAAACUAAUUACUGAAAAGGAUAAGAUGUUUCAUGCUUACAAUGAAGACACAAAUGCUCGUAUUCACAAUAUUGUCUCGGAGCAUCAGAAAAUGGAAACUGAGCUUAAGCUGUGUGAGAAGGAAUUGCAGAAAAGGGAGGCUCGUAAUGACGAAGAGAGAAAGAAACUGGCUCUCGAGAAGGAAAUGAAUGAGAGAUCCGCCUUGGAGCAGAAGAAGGAACAUGAAAAAGUGUGUAAGUUGGCAGAAGAUCAUAAGAGAGAAAAAGAAGAGCUUCGCAAAAGAACAGUGGAACUACAAAAGCAUAUUGAUGAGAAGCAAGAACUACAAUUGGAAAUUGAGCGUAUGAGAGAGUCUUUGUCAAUAUUGAAGUUAAUGAGAAGUGUUAAAGAUGAUAACUUCAAGAAAAAGAUAAAUGAUACUUUAAAGGUCCUACAGCAGAGAGAUAAAGAAAUAGAAGAUGUAGAAGCAUUAAAUCGAGAACUUGUUGUCCAGGAACGUAAAACUAAUGACAAGCUUCAAGAGGCUCGGGAGGAAUUAAUUAACUUUUUGAAGUGGAAGCCUACUCAAUGGCUUGGGGUAAAACGAAUAGGAGAGCUUGAUGUAACUUUAUUCUUUGCUGCAUGCAAGAAAAAGUAUGGUGGCCCAGAUGCAGAAGAAAAGGGUGCAGAGCUCUGUUCACUAUGGGCGGAUCACCUGAGGGAUCCUAAUUGGCAUCCUUUCAAGAUCGUCGCUCUUGAAGGUGGAUAUGGUCACAAGGAAAUUAUCAAUUAUGAGGAUGAGAAACUCAAAAAGCUUGAGGCGGAGUGGGAAGAUCAAGUCCAGAUGGCAGUGAUUACUGCUUUAAAGGAGAUAAAUGAGUACAACCCCAAUGGUAGGUACAUCAUAUGGGAAAUGUGGAAUUACAAGGAAGGAAGGAAAGCAACGCUAGGCGAAGGAGUAUCCUAUUUACUGGAGCUAAUGAAGAAAAGAAGUUGAAGACGAUGUUAGCAGCUGCCAGCUGUUCAGUACUUUUUCUCCGGGCUUUUGCUAGUUCAGUGCAAGGAUACUGUAUGCAAUAUUGUUUCUUGCUUGCUAAAUUUUAAUCAAUCACAAAUUACAUGUAUCUGUUUGUCUGUGUUUCGCACAGAUUGCUUAAAACAAUCAAGAAGCAUAUGAAUCUGCUUUACUUGAAAACCCAGCCAAAGGAAAGAACAUUUAACAAACUAGUUUACAAACUAGUGAUUUUAUACCCUGGGGAUUCUAAGGAUUAUAACAACUAAAUUUUCUAAUCAUAUCACCAAUUAUUGAAGUUAAAAGAACGUUUG
Molecule: messenger RNA, 2266 nt
Organism: Daucus carota subsp. sativus
Lineage: Eukaryota; Viridiplantae; Streptophyta; Magnoliopsida; Apiales; Apiaceae
Product: protein INVOLVED IN DE NOVO 2
Exons: 8
Coding region: 225-1937 (570 amino acids)
Biological process (GO): gene silencing by siRNA-directed DNA methylation
Source: RefSeq, a predicted model, not a curated record